UGCUUUAGUGUCAUUAAGUCGUAGAAAUCUAAAUAAAUAUUUACGUAAUCAAAAACUAAGUUGUUUGCCUCCAUUUACUCCUGUCAAUGAUUAUGAAGUUUUCUUUCUCAAUCGUUUAUCCAAUACAAAUUUAUUGCAUCAUCUUAUACAAUUGGCUCAAAACACAAAGUUUUUCAGUGUUGACACCGAAGGAGAUAAAUACACGAACAAACCGGCAUUAAUUCAACUUGAAUUUAUCAAUGAAACCAUAUCAACUGUAGUUUUAGUUGAAGUCUGUCAAUUACCAUAUGACCAGCAAUCACUAACAUUCUGGCUCAUUCGAUCAUUAUUUAGGUUUCUAUUUCAACAUACGAAGUGCAUUUACUCUUGGGGAGAUGCUGUGAAAGAACUUGCCCAAUUUACCAAUUAUGACCUGUUUAACAUUGACGCAUUAAAAAAGCCAGAAAUAAUCAAUUUACAAUCGAAAUUUCUUAGUUGGCACUAUGCCAAAACAAAAUUCUAUCCAACUAACUUACAACCAUGGGGACUACAAGCUGCUGUUGCUGAUCAAUUCAAACAAUUUCUCGAUAAAACUGAAACAUUGAAUACAUGGAGUCAAGGUCUUGAUCGAUGUCAUACUCAUAGCUACAGGGACAAAAUUCAGUCGAUGAUCCAAUAUGCUGUGAAUGAUUGCUUAGCAGUAACAAAAUUAGCAGUUCAUAUGAGUGAAGAAGUUUCAACAUUAUUUUCUUGA
Molecule: messenger RNA, 733 nt
Organism: Adineta ricciae
Lineage: Eukaryota; Metazoa; Rotifera; Eurotatoria; Adinetida; Adinetidae
Source: the annotation of a GenBank genome assembly